Ooceraea biroi (clonal raider ant) is the source of this 2233-nucleotide messenger RNA. RefSeq names its product odorant receptor 13a. Gene Ontology annotation, molecular function: olfactory receptor activity; odorant binding. NCBI's taxonomy places the organism in Eukaryota, Metazoa, Arthropoda, Insecta, Hymenoptera, Formicidae. Gene Ontology annotation, biological process: sensory perception of smell; detection of chemical stimulus involved in sensory perception of smell. The record is from RefSeq and is a predicted model, not a curated record. Gene Ontology annotation, cellular component: plasma membrane.
AUGAGCUAGUUCCUAUUGGUCAGGUGCACAAGGGUGUACCUGUUUGAUGACCUCCUACAGUCUCUCAGUCUUUACGCAAGUAUCCAAUGAAGUGCAUCGUACUAUCACUGCGAAACACAUUUGGCGACAACGUAUUUUUCUUUUAUCUCCCCGAGUGCGCCCAUUCUGUUAUCUUAAUUUUCUAAUGCGCUCUUUGGGCACAAGCAAGUACAAAGAAAAAUAAAGGAUUAUGAUGCGUAAAAGCACGAUCAACCGCAUCACGUUAUUCCUGCUCCCCUUGUUCGGCAUUUGUCCAAGCAAAUCGUGCACUUUAAUCAGUAGAGUAUUUUGGAUCGUUACUUCAGGAUUCAUUGAAUAUUGUCACUAUUGCUAUUUUUUAUUGCAUUUAAAUCUCGAGAACUUUUUUGAUUUGAUAGACUGUUUAUGUAGCUUUUUGGCACACAUGAAACUAUUAAUCGACUUAAUUGCAUUUUGGAUAAAUCAGCAAAAAUUCAUAGAAACCUUGGCAUUAAUCACGGACGAUUGGAGCGAUUGCGCUAACAGUGACAUCGAUGUACGCAUGGCGACAUGUAAAGCAAAAAUAUCGGAUCGUGUUACUAACAUCAUUCUCAUUCUUCAUAUAAUAGCGAUCAUUGCGUAUUGCGCUGGAAUCAUUCUUGCUGAUAUCGAUAUUACUGAAACAAAUGAACUAAUUUUCUUCAAUAAAUUAGAGCUUCCCUUCAGAAUUAAUACGCAACACAUGUACAAAGGCGUGUUAAUUGCGGAAUUCAUGCAUUUGUUCCUUUCCAAUUUGGGAAUUGGUCUGAUAAAUACUAUACUUUUAACUCUUAUCCUGCAUGUAGGUGGUCAAAUAGACAUUCUCCAAUACCGAUUAGAGCAGCUUGCAUUCAGUGAGAUCAGAAAUGAACAGGAAUCAAUUAUUACCGUGAAUAAAAUUAUACAAAAACAUCAAAAAAUUAUCUAUUUUUCGGAAAAUAUCGAAUCUCUGUAUACAUACAUCGCGCUAUUAUUAUUUGUAUCGAACAUAGCACUAAUAUGCUCGAUAGGUUUUCUCAUCGUAACCGCAAUCGGUAGUCCUGAUGCUACGCAACAAAUCAUAAAGUGUAUUUUAUUUUUCACAAUAACAAAUCUGGAAGCAUAUAUAUAUUGCUACGCUGGAGAAUAUUUAAACAAUAAGGUUAGCAAUACAUACUUUAUAUGCAUUCCACAUAAAAAUAUAUUGAAUAAAAAUAUAUGCAUAUUAUUUGCAACAUAUCUAUUUCAUAUUAUUUAUAUAGAGCAAAGAAAUCGGACUUGCAACGUACAAUUGUGCAUGGUACAAUUUGAAACCCAAAGACAGUCGUGUUUUGUUAUUCAUAAUAUUAAGAUCGCAGAAGCAAUUAACACUUACGGCUGGCAAGAUGAUGGAUCUUUCCUUACAAUCCUUUGCAAGUAUUAUGAAUAUUUCGGGAUCUUACCUGUCGGUUUUGUUGGCAAUGCAAUAAAUGUCACACUCUCAUACCGAUGGUUUUUGAUCAAUAGUCGUGAAGCAUUUACAAAGAGACAUGUAAAUAUAUCUUCACUAGUUAUACUAAUACAUUAUUGUAACAUUAGUUUUUUUUUUCAAACACAUCCUCUAAGAUAAAGAUAACUUACAGAAUACUACAAGAAAAUUUCUUGUAUAUGUACAUAUAUAACUAUAUGAUACCGUACAUAUCCCGUUUUCCCAUGAAAAGAAAUAUCAUGGAUUCCUCAGACCGAGUUUGCACAGUACGAGGACAUUACACCCAAAGGAAGAUGUACAUACAGUUUCGCGGUAGUACGCGAUUUGCUUUUCUGUUAUUUCUUUUCGUCUCUAAACUUUGAAACAUUUUCAAAGCUCACUGGACUUGCAGUUGGAUACAUCGUAUCUACCGUUCGUGCAUAUUUAAAGCGAACGAUUUACGGUAUUAUUAUUGAGUUUCAAAGAAGGGAGAAGACCGCACUUGUUCCUUCUUUUUAUCAAAACUGUGGUAACUUUUGUCAUGGUCUGCACGCAAUAUACAAAUAUUUAAUGAGGAUUUUCUAUUGGUCGAUAGCUCUAAGGAUACACCCAUAUAACUUUCUUUUAGGACCUCCCAGUCUUUACGCAGCUAUUUUAUGAUUCACGUCGAGUUAUCGUUGAGACACACAUUUGUGGCGGAAGUAUAUUUUUUAAUUUGCUGAAAAUAUCCGCGUUAUUGUACAAACUUGGAUACUUUUGUUCGUGCAUACA